AUGAACACCACCGCACAACAUAUUCUCGAUAUUGAAGACGCUCUGGUGUCUGAUGAAAACCCUCCCCGGGAUAAUGGCACUUUAGAAUAUGAGCGCUGCGCCAGACUACACAAUUACCUGGCUGCAUAUGGCUGGAUGGCCCGCAACGGGAAAGAGGCGCCCGAACUUGAUCUUGAUGCGUUAGCUGCCGAAAAGCGAUUCUUCCAUGAAACAAACGAUGAGGUCGACGCUAUUCGGGAUCGUCUUGAUGCGCCGCUAAACAAGUUUCUGGAUUUGGUCUAUGAUCCCCAUCCAUUUUUUUUCUACUGGGUUAACGGUCUUGAAAUGAUGCUCAUCGACGAAUUCUUUGACGUUUAUAAUGAGAUGGAGGAUAAAGAGCGAUUUGUUGUGAUAUACGACCUUAUUUCGGAGCUGGGCUCGUAUUGUCUCGGUGUUGUUUAUGACCAGCAACUCAAUCGGGCCUUAUUCCCAAUGACUAUAGACAAUAUGGAUAAUGUAGAGCCUGUUAAAGAGCACGACGAAAUGUGGUCCCCCCUAGAGACUAUCUUUACUUACUGGAUCUAUAUGUUUCAGAUCGGCAAGGUUGUUCCUGGGCUUCCUUACAACGAACUACCUUCCUGUGAUCCUCUGAUGAGUAGAUCGCAAUUCGAUCUGUGGUCGUGGCUUCCUUACGGCGAUACUCAGAUUAAUAGCACUAUUGCUGCGAUAGAGCGCUACUUAGCUACAGUAGAAUGUCGAAUGCCUCCGGGCUCACUUCUGCCUAUAUCUGCACCACUAUUUACCAGUGUAGAGCUGGAUGCAGCCGCGGUACUACAAGACUGCUUCAUUCGCCUACUCUUAUUACAAGUUAAGACUCCGUGUUUUAAAUUCAUUGCAUCUGGACUCGAAGUUCCGUAUGACAAAGAGGCAUUUGCUAGAAACCAGGGGUUUACCAGCAUUUAUCGUGAAGAGGAUAGUGUGCUCGGAGUCCUAUUAUUUGCAGCUUUAAACCAGCUAGUGGAUUUCAACACUGAGAUCUGUAGGCUAUUCUCCAUCGCAUAUAAGGGUACGUGUAUGAGUAAUAGGGAACCUGUUCCUGCUGGGCUCUAUAGUGAGCCUGUGCGCCGGGGAAAUUAUGACAUGGAGAAGGCAUGUUUUCGUCUCGUGCUCCCAUUUGCAUUUCGUCCUGACUUUUGGAGAGAUGAAGAGGGGACUAGGAGGUUCAUUCACGCAACUCUUUCAGCAUAG
This is a messenger RNA of Penicillium waksmanii, 1227 nucleotides long. RefSeq lists its product as uncharacterized. The transcript has a single exon. Bases 1 to 1227 code for a protein of 408 amino acids. NCBI's taxonomy places the organism in Eukaryota, Fungi, Ascomycota, Eurotiomycetes, Eurotiales, Aspergillaceae. The record is from RefSeq and is a predicted model, not a curated record.